AUGAAAUUAAUCUUUGGUUUAACUUUAAUGCUCAUCGGAGUAGUUGCUUCAAAAAAGAAGGACUUAGAGAACAAGAUAUUUAGAGGCUAUGAGAAGUCUCAGAGACCCGUUUUAAAUGAUGGCGAUGUAAUAUACGUAGAUGUAUCACUGGAAAUAAAGAACAUUCUUGAAUUUGAAAUUGCAAAAGGAUUAAUGACAAGUAAUCUGAUACUUGGAUUAUCGUGGCAUGAUGCUAAUAUUAACUGGGAAGAAGAAAAAGAAAACGUAAGCUAUAUUAAAACUCAAUUAGAGAAAGUGUGGUACCCUAACGUACAAAUAUGUAAUAGCGCUACAGGCAAAUUCACAUUUGAUGGAGAUACAGGAGUCACGCUAACAAGUAAUGGAAGUACGUCUCUCUAUAUAGACAGAAUUUUCAAUACUUACUGCAAGGUUAACGUUAAUAAAUAUCCUUUUGAUGAGCACGAAUGUGACAUAUCUGUUUGUUUUGAACACCAGAUGAAUACGGAGAUAAUGUUAGAUUAUUUUCUGUACGAAGUAACUUAUAAGCCAAUAUCGAAUCAAUGGGAUUAUAGAUAUGAAUACAGCGAGGUUGAAAAACAGGAGAUCAUAACAGCUGGAGUUAUUGUGUACUGCAAAAGAAAAUAUUCUAGUGCAACAGUUACCAAAAUUAUACCGCCAAUUAUGUUAACAUUAUUGAUCUUAUCUGUCUAUGUAUUGCCGGCUUCUUCUGGAGAGAAAGUUUCUGUUGCAAUUACUGUUUUUCUAGCAAAUAUAGUUUAUCUUUCUGAAACUGAGAAAAAACUGGGUAAUAAUUCCCGUGAACCUUCUAUAUAUUUGAUAUACCUCUUAAAUCUGACACUUGUAAGCGGUUUUUCUUCUAUCAGCUCUGUAAUUGUGUGUAAACUGUUCGCCCACGAGUCUGGCGCCAUCACAAUUUCAGAAAAGGAUCAAGAAACAAACGGAUCGAAAAAUAAAAUCGGGAUCAUAGGAAACGCAGAUGAACCAAUUAUUAAGACAAAAUCUAAAAGGCGCAUUAAGAAAUGUCGAAUAAAACAUCAGAUGCUAGACAAAUCCAUUUUGUCAGCAAGUGUUUUAUUCCUUCUACUCUAUAUCAUUAUUGUUUCAUCAGACUCUAUUUAACAAUAACAAAUCAUUAAAACGAAUACCAAUAUAUUUUAUUACAUCUUUACUGCACGUGAUAACCUGAAAUAUAAACUUGACGGAAUAAACAACUCUAUGGAUAAGAAUGGUUGACAAUUUUAACAUCGUCGAAUAUAUCUAAACGAUGCCACAGGUCAGUGUCCGUUCGUUUUCGCUCUUCUAAAAAAUAAUUUGAAAUUAUAUUCUUAGAUGCUAGAAAACUGAACAGCUACUGCCUGAAAACAUGUCUCAGCAUAUUAGAGAAAAUAAUGGAAACGAAAUAAUUGAACAGAAGUCAACUGAAACUAUAUAUAAAACAAACCAAAAUUCAACCAACUGAACAUACAUCAGUUUAUCAUUUGAUUGUUAUCAAAAACUCUAUCCUGGGGAUGUACUAGAAAUCUCAGGUGUUUGGUUAUGAUAAAGACUUUAUUAUUUGUAAUUUUAUUUGUGGACAUAUAUAUAGACCCAUUAAGUAUUGAAUUUAUUUCACUAUCAGCUAACUACUGUGUAAAUUUUUCAUUUAAUUUUUAAAAUGAAAAAAAUAUUUUGUCACAAACGAACUUAUGAACAUUUGCGAUUAAUCUGCCAUUUAAGUUGCAAAUAAUUUACGAUAAAGCCCGCAUUAGCCAUACGUUGCAAAGUGUUGUAGGAUUUAUAUUUAUACGUACUGUAAAAAUAUCUUCUUCUUCACAGUCGUUGUAUAAGCCAGGAAUAAACCAGGGAUACUGUUUGGAUUCAAACAUAUCACUUGUGCUUCAUAGAUGUCUCACAAUGAGUUUUAGUAUUUAUUGCUUUAAGGCUUCUACUUUUUGUCCUGGUAAAACACGUACGUCAUAAAAAAAAGAUCGAUGUGAUACACUGCUUAAUUUUUAAAAUCUAAUAGUGUUGGUUUUACAUGGCAUAUUAAUUGACUAUUUCCUCCAAUAUAGGACAAGUCGGUUUCUUCACCUAGAGAUUGUUUGAGUCUAUACAAAGUGAACACCAUUUUAAGACACUCAAUAAAGAUAUCUUGCCACUAAAGUAUUGUCAAUAAUAUCAAUAGCUAUCUAUUUAAUGCAUAACGGCAUUUACACAUCUUCCACGACAUGAUUUCUUAAUACUUAAAAAUAU
Messenger RNA from Octopus sinensis (East Asian common octopus), 2253 nucleotides. Its product is annotated as acetylcholine receptor subunit delta-like. NCBI's taxonomy places the organism in Eukaryota, Metazoa, Mollusca, Cephalopoda, Octopoda, Octopodidae. Gene Ontology annotation, cellular component: membrane; synapse; neuron projection. Gene Ontology annotation, molecular function: neurotransmitter receptor activity; extracellular ligand-gated monoatomic ion channel activity; transmembrane signaling receptor activity. Gene Ontology annotation, biological process: signal transduction; chemical synaptic transmission; nervous system process. The record is from RefSeq and is a predicted model, not a curated record. Bases 1 to 1140 code for a protein of 379 amino acids. The transcript has 2 exons.